AUGGACUAUCACUAUGGCCUAUCCGUUGCACAGCAGGAUCAGUCUCCCACAGGUAUUACUUUUCCUUCUCCCAAUGUUGUUUCUCAUCCUUUAUCCAAUGUUUUAACAUAUGACUCAUGUUGUCCUUCAUAUAAGGGUUUUGGUCUUAGUUCCAUUGUUCACACUGAACCCCAUACUUACUCUCAAGCUGUUAAGCAUGAUCACUGGCGUAAGGCAAUGGACAAGCGUUAUAAAGCUCGAUUGGUUGCCAAAGGCUUUAACCAAAUCGAGGGAGUUGAUCAUUUUGACACAUUUUCCCCAGUUGCAAAGAUGACUUCUGUCCGGGUUCUACUUGCUGUUGCUGCUUUAAAACAUUGGCACCUUGAGAAACUCGACGUUAACAACGCCUUCUUACACAGUGAUCUCAACGAAGACGUUUACAUGGUUCCACCUCAAGGCCUUCCAGUUUCUGAUUCCUUUCUUGCCCAGGCAGACCACUCGAUGUUCACAUAUGCUACCCCUGUCUCUUUAACGGCGUUGUUGGUGUAUGUAGAUGACGUUAUUCUCUCUAGAGACAGUAUGUCUGAGAUUGAGCGUGUCAAAGACUUCCUUGAUCGUCAGUUCUGGAUUAAGGAUCUUGGUAGUCUUCGAUUUUUCCUUGGCCUCGAGGUGGCUCGUUCCACAGCUGGUAUCACUCUUAACCAGCGCAUGUAUGCUCUCGAAUUACUCUCUGAUGCUGGUUUACUUGCCGCUAAAUCGCAAUCCUCCCCUAUGGAUUCUUUGGUUAAGCUUGCAAGAACUCAGGGGACUCUUCUUCCUGAUGCAUCUUCCUAUCGACGUCUCAUUGGCCGUUUGUUGUACCUCACUACCACACGUCCUGAUAUAUCCUUUGCUGUACAGCAGCUCUCUCAGUUCGUGUCUCAUCCCUCUAAUGUUCACCUGGCUGCUGCGCAUCGAAUUUUAUGUUACAUCAAGGGUUCUCCGAGCACUGGUUUGUUCUUUUCCUCUUCUGGAGCCCUUCAUGUACGUUCAUUUGCGGAUGCUGACUGGGCUUGUUGCCCUGAUACACGAUGUUCGAUCACUGGCUUCUGUGUUUUUGUUGGUUCUUCGCUGAUCUCCUGGAAAUCCAAGAAGCAAUCCACUGUUUCUAGGUCUUCCUCGGAGGCAGAGUACCGAGCCUUAGCAGCACUAUCUUGCGAGUUGAAAUGUAUAUGA
Molecule: messenger RNA, 1194 nt
Organism: Gastrolobium bilobum
Lineage: Eukaryota; Viridiplantae; Streptophyta; Magnoliopsida; Fabales; Fabaceae
Exons: 3
Coding region: 1-1194 (397 amino acids)
Source: RefSeq, a predicted model, not a curated record